Tachysurus vachellii is the source of this 2382-nucleotide messenger RNA. RefSeq names its product zinc finger protein 629-like. The coding region runs from base 119 to 1720 and encodes 533 amino acids. Gene Ontology annotation, molecular function: DNA-binding transcription factor activity; RNA polymerase II cis-regulatory region sequence-specific DNA binding. The transcript has 3 exons. Gene Ontology annotation, biological process: regulation of transcription by RNA polymerase II. Lineage: Eukaryota; Metazoa; Chordata; Actinopteri; Siluriformes; Bagridae. The record is from RefSeq and is a predicted model, not a curated record.
UGUAAUGAUCCUCCACACCAGCAGGUGUCAGUACAAGGACAAUAUUCAACACGUCUAAUAAAAGACCUGCAGCCCGAGUACUGGAUCAUCUCUCUAUGUAUUUUGUCUCGAGAGUUAAAUGCAAAAGCUCCAGCAGGUUUCCGCUGAAGGUACAGUACGGCAACGAGACGGUAAAAUGUCCGACGCCCUCGUCGUCACCUUCCAGUCUCAGCUGUCCGUCGUCAUGGAGACGAUUCUCAAGUCAGCUAUGAUUGAGAUCACCAGACUGGUGGAGGACAGCUUCAUGGAGGAAGUGGCUCGUGGCAAGCAGGAGGUGGAACUGCUUCUGCACAGGCUGCAGUUUUCUGAGAGCAAACUGAAGGAGAGAGAGAAGAGGGUACGAUGUACAGACUGUGGGAGAGCAACAGGCAGUGGAGAGAGGAUCGCAGAGAAACCAGCAGAGACACUUGCAGGUGAAGAUGCUCUGUGCUUCAGGCUUAGCCUGAGGGAGCAGUCUGAGAAAAGGCCUCAGUUUAGUGAAGUCUGGAGGUCUACAGAGAGUCUGAGCUCAUACAGAACCCCGGAAACACACAGUGACAAAGAGAAGAACAUAAAUGCGCUUGAGAAAAGGGGGAAGCAGGAGUCCACGUCUAAUACGGAAAUGCAACAUUCUGAGUGCGUCAACACACCAAUUGUGAGGACCCAAGAGAUCUGUAGCAACCCCCAACCCAGAGAAAGUCAUUGCAAGACACCUGUUAUGGACUUCACUCCCACUAAAGACAUAGACUUGGCCCAGUCUCAAACCGCACAGUGUGCUACAGAGGAAAACAGGGUGGGUGAGUUGGCACAGUCUCCAUCCUACGCCACUGUGAAAUCUGAGCACCGUCCCGAUCCGGUUGCUAUUAAAGAAGAGGAGGAGAUGCUCCCAGUGUGGGAUUGCGGAGAUGACUGCACUCCUGCAGAAACAGACCAGAAUCUCGCCGGAUCCUGGAAUCCAGAUGAAACACAGGUAGAUAACUUUCCAAAUCUAACUGCUCUCAACAUGCCAGAUCCACCAUCACAUUUAAUGUCCUAUUCACUGAAUUGUAACACAGAGGUAUCGCAAGGCAUCAAGGCUGAGCCUAGUGAGUCAGUCACCACAGAGCUGGUUCACCUUGCUUUGGCUCCCAUGCCUGAGGGACCCGGUUCAUUUGACCGGAAUGAAAAUGGACACUUGUUUGGUCCAGAAAACCUUUUGAGUCAUCCAGAGCUUUGUUUAGGUGAGAAACUUUUCCUCCCCUUUCCUCAGAGCGAACAUUCCCUUCCAAUUCCCACUGAAAAAUUACACCCUGGAAAAUCCUUUGCUCAAAUGACUCAGCUGAAGGUUCACAUGCUCAUGCCCCAACCAAACAAACCCCAGAAGUGUCCCCAGUGCACCAAAACAUUCGCUCAUGAUUUUGAGCUGAGGGACCACCAAAAGCAGCACUCCAAAGAAAGGCCUCACAUUUGUCCUGACUGUGGCAAAGGUUUCACCCGCUUCAGCAAUUUCAAGCAGCAUCAGAACAUCCACACGCGCGAGAAACUCUUCAACUGCACCCACUGUGGCAUGAGGUUUAAAAGAUCCACUCACUUGAGAAUCCAUCUCAGGAGACACAGCCGAGUGGGGAAGAGUUGUCCUUGCCGUCAGUGCGGGAAGACGUUUGUGUGCCUCAAGCAGCUGAAGGGCCAUCUGCUGAAAGUGCAUGGAACGGAAAUGAACUGACUCUCACCUUCCAGGCCACUCAUCUCGGCAUGCAUGACCCGAGCGACCCCUUUCUGCCCGAGCUGAACCGUGCAUGUCUCAAAAUGAGCCAAUACAGAAAAAACAGAGUGAAUGAAGAAUUCUGAUGUAAAUCAAAAAAAGGUUGAUGCUUUAAAAAUCAGAAAUAAAAUAGUUUCACAAUUAGAAAUUAAAAGCACUUAUUUUAAACAAAUGAAAAGCCUGACUUUAUAUGUUUUAUGAACCCUUUUAAUAUAAGAAUGCUGCUUGUGUGUCUGUGUUCCGUAAACUUUUUGCUACCAGGGAAGAAAAAUCCCUCAGCACAGAUUUUUUAAAGUUUUAAAUAAUAAAUUUAUUCAUCUUUAGUAAUCUUCAGAUUCAAAAGCAUGUCUCAAACACAGCCUGAGGCAGGGAUACAUCCUGGAUAGGGAUGGUCCUAACACACCAUGCACACACACACAUUCACACCUAGUGGCAAUUCUGUGUUGCCAAGCCUCUUACUGGCAUGUUUUUGGGAGGUGAGAAGAAACUGGAGGAAACCCAAACGAAUAUGAGGAGAACAUGUUCUCCUCCACACAGACACAGACAGUAAGCCGAGUUUCAUCACCCUAUGGCUCUGGAGCUAUAACAUGGCAACCGAGUGUGUGUGUGUGUGUGUGUGUGUG